UGACAGUUCAACUUAUUGUCAAUUUGACAAUCGGUCGUGGUAGCGUAGCAUAUUAUUUUAAAUCUCUAAAUUAUAUUUUAAUAUUAACUGCUAGUCACAAAUAUCAGCUUUUAUAACAUAGAGUAUGUUUUAAAAUUAAAAUGCAUUUGAAAUACAAUUACUGUAUCCUGUUCUGCGUAACAUGGCAGAUCGUAGUGGUAUCCUCAGCCGAUCAUCUACUGGAAGGUAUUUACUGUGGAAAAGAAAAUUGUUACGAAGUUCUAGGAGUUACAAGAGAAGCCACGAAGAAUGAAAUUGCUAAAAGUUACAGACAACUUGCGAAAAAGUUUCAUCCAGAUUUACACAGGACUCCCGAAACAAAAAAAGAAGCUGAAGAAAAAUUUAAGGAGAUCGCCACUGCGUACGAGAUCUUGCGUGAUGAUGAAGAGAGAUCCGACUAUGACUACAUGUUGGACAACCCGCAGGAGUACUACGCUCAUUACUACAGGUACUACCGACGCCGUAUGGCACCGAAAGUCGACGUGCGAAUCGUGAUCGCCGUCACUAUUACUAUUAUAUCGAUAAUACAGUACUAUAGCGCGUGGUCUAAAUACGACACAGCUAUAAAAUACUUCAUGACAGUGCCAAAGUAUAGAAAUAAAGCUCUAGAAAUAGCUAAAUCAGAAAUGAAAGACUAUCAGACUAGGAAUAGAAAAAAAUCUAAAGCUGAACAGAAAGUGGAACAAGACAGAAUGAUCAGGAAAGUUAUUGAAGAGAAUAUGGACAUCAAGGGUGCUUAUGCCAAACCAGAAAUCAUUGACAUUCUAUGGGUCCAAAUAAUCAUUUUACCAUACACCAUUGCACUAUAUAUUUACUGGUACCUGAGGUGGUUUUGGAGGUUCACCAUUAUGAAGCAACCAUAUGGUGAAGAAGAGAAGCUAUAUUUAAUCAGGAAAUACAUGAAACUUGGACAACACCAGUUCAAUGCUAUUGAUGACUCAGAGCGCCAAGAGUUCUUAGAAGAAGAACUUUGGAUAAAAGAGAACUUUAGAAUCUGGAAAGAAAUUAAAGAUGAGGAGGCUAAGAAAGCUCUAGCAGAAAACAAUAAAUACAAACAGUACAGACGGUAUAUCAAACAACAUGGUGUUGGCAGGAUGACAUUUGACGACUCAUAGACUUGUGAUAGUUGUGAUUAAUUUAUUUAAUAAAUUUAGGAUCAGUCCUCCUGUGGCA
Trichoplusia ni (cabbage looper) is the source of this 1212-nucleotide messenger RNA. RefSeq names its product dnaJ homolog subfamily C member 25 homolog (gene DnaJ-8). Gene Ontology annotation, biological process: protein folding. The coding region runs from base 141 to 1154 and encodes 337 amino acids. The transcript has a single exon. The record is from RefSeq and is a predicted model, not a curated record. Gene Ontology annotation, cellular component: endoplasmic reticulum membrane. Lineage: Eukaryota; Metazoa; Arthropoda; Insecta; Lepidoptera; Noctuidae.